Oppiella nova is the source of this 583-nucleotide messenger RNA. The record is from the annotation of a GenBank genome assembly. Lineage: Eukaryota; Metazoa; Arthropoda; Arachnida; Sarcoptiformes; Oppiidae.
AAUACAUCCAGUCCUCCAACACAACACCAAUCCAUUGCCAGUCAAUACAUUUGCUGAUCAAUUGGUGGCAAACAUGAAAUUCAAGGAAAUCAAGAGGAAUGGUGUGUUCUGCUGGUGUCCAACACGACAACAGAGGAGUGUUGCCAUCGGAACCACUUCCCAACAGUUUGACACAAACUUCAGCAAUGACAGCAAACUUGAAAUCUUUGAUCUGAAUGCCGAAGAAUGCAGUGAAGAGCCGCGAUUGAAGUCAUCCAAAGUGGUGACCAAUACAUUCAAUUGCCUUCAAUGGCAUCCAUACGCCCUCAUCGGUGGCACUCAACUCAAGACUUUACAGUUCUUUGACGUGACCGCCGAUGAGACUGAACUGAAAUACGAAACGGAAGCGCAGACAUCGAGUGUGACGUGUAUUGCAUUGAAUCCCAAAGAAUCACAUUCAGUGGCGACGGGAUGUGAUGACGGGUCGGUCGGUGUCUGGGAUAUCGACAGCGGCGGGAAGGCCCUCUCUUCAGACUUGGAUUCACACUCGCCUUGGUUACUGAGCCACUUACACCAAGUUACCUUGGCAUGCCACCCGAGUUAG